Messenger RNA from Chara braunii, 5455 nucleotides. NCBI's taxonomy places the organism in Eukaryota, Viridiplantae, Streptophyta, Charophyceae, Charales, Characeae. The record is from the annotation of a GenBank genome assembly.
GCUGGUCAAACAACCCCCCCACCUCCCUGUCCUCCUGAGAUACAGCAGGUAGUUGACCAGUAUACUGAUCUGAUGCAGGAGCCCUUUGGGUUACCCAACCGGCCAACCAAGCAUCACAUUGAGCUGCUGCCUGGAGCGGUCCCUCCCAAGGGCCGCAUCUACAGGAUGUCCCCUGCUGAGCUUGAGGAGCUCAGACGUCAGCUUGAGACCCUGACCAGCAAGGGCUGGAUCAGGCCCAGCACUUCUAAAUUCGGCGCUCCAGUCCUCUUUGUUCCAAAAGGGAGUGGCGAGUUCAGAAUGUGCAUCGAUUACAGGGGUCUCAACAAAAUCACUAGGAAGAGUACAGAGCCACUUCCUAGGAUUGAUGACCUUUUGGAUAUGGUCCAGGGGUGCACUAUCUUCAGCAAAGUCGACCUCAAAUCUGGUUACCACCAGAUUGAGAUGGCAGAGGAGGACGUCCACAAGACGACCUUCAAAACCAGAUAUGGUACUUAUGAGUAUCUGGUUAUGCCAUUUGGACUUUGCAAUGCACCUGGCACAUUCCAGACAGAGAUGCACCGCAUCUUUAGGCUUUACCUGGAUAAGUUUAUGGUUGUCUACCUGGAUGAUAUCCUGGAUGAUGGGAAUGGUCUGAGACCUGUUGAAUUCAUGAGUAAGAAGAUCAAGACUCAGAAGCUUCAGGACUCCACCUACGAGAAAGAGCUUUAUGCUCUUGUUAGUGCCCUGAAACAUUGGAAGCACUUUCUCCAGGGCAGGCACUUCAAGAUCUUUUCUGAUCAUUCCACUUUGCAGUGGUUGAAGUCCCAGGGAGAGUUGAAUGACAAGUUGGCACACUACAUUCAGCUCAUCGAUCUGUUUGACUUUGAACUGAAACACAAGAAGGGCUGCUACAAUAAGGUAGCUGAUGCCCUCUCUCGUAGGCCUGAUUCUUUUACGCUGAUCUCCUCUACUCACUCCUUUGGAGAGGAGGUCCGUCAGACCAUUACUCGCCUACUGCCUCAGGAUCCGACUUAUGGACCCAUCGUCAGGAAUCUGCAAGCAGAUCCCAAUUCUGAACCUGGCUAUGCUAUGAGUUCAGAUCUGCUGUACACUUACGGCAUAGGAGAGGAGCGUUUAUGUAUUCCUGAGGAUCAGCAGCUGAGGACACUGCUGAUGUCAGAGUGUCACGAUGCACGUGGACACUUUGGGUUCUUAAAGUCGUAUGCAGCCCUGUCGCAGCGCUUCUUCUGGAAGGAGAUGCGGAGUGAUAUGCUGCACUAUGUGGAAACCUGUGAGCUAUGUCAGACGAACAAGGUUCAGCGUAAGCCUCCUCUGGAACUGCUCAAACCCUUGCCCAUACCUGAUGGUCCUGCACAAUCUGUAUCCAUUGAUUUCACAGACUUAGGCAAGACCACCCCUCGUGGCAUGUGUCAGGUCAUGGUCUGCGUUGACAGGUUCUCCAAAUACGCAGAGUUCAUCCCCUUACCAGAGGUGGCGAGGGUCCCGGCUGUGCGAACAACCUUUUCUGAGAGGUGGGUCACACACCAUGGACCGCCCACUUCUAUUGUUAGCGAUCGAGAUCCCCGAUUCUGCAGCGAUGAGUGGCAGUCCUACUGCAAGGACUACCUACACUCUCGACUGGACAUGACCUCCGGGAGUCAUCCUGAAGCCAAUGGACAGGCUGAAGUGAUGAACCAGGUUUUAUUCCAGUUGCUGCGUCCUGUCAUCUCACCAGAUCAACAUGACUGGGACCUCCAUCUCGCUCGUGCACAGCUCGUGUAUAACAUGUCUGUCCACUCCUCGACUGGGUUCAGUCCCUAUCGACUACACAGGGGGCGAGAGCCACGUCAGCCUCUCGAUGAUAUCAUUGACAAGGCUAAGACAGACCUGACCCCAGGCACUGCUGAGUUCACCAGACGCUAUCGUCUAGAUGUGGAAAGAGCUCGGGCGAACUUGUUCAAAGCCCAAAAGGCUAUGAUUGAACAAGAUAAUCGCCAUCGCAGACCUUCCCCCAUCCGCACUGGUGACUAUGUCUGGGUGGCCAGUUCCGAGUUAUCGAGAGAGGAGGACAUUUCUCCUAAGCUGUUGCCACGAUAUCUGGGUCCGUGGCAGUCCGAGCUGGCGAAUAUGCAGCAGGCCAUGCGAAACCACAAGGCUCAGCAUGAGGAUGCAGCACGGGCACUUGAUUCCCGUAUGCAGGACUUGGAGCAAGUUGCACCAAGACCGGAGGCUGGCGAGUCCAGCAAUGCACCCUCUGCCCGCCAACUGGAGCAACGCGUCGACCACGUCGUCGCAAUGCUCGGCGACAUCAGCACCUUCGUUGCGCCAACCACCAUCAGCAAACAGAUGGAUACAUUGAAGACUGAGGUUCAACAACUGCAGCUGCCUAACAAGGAUGGCAAUAGCACAACGCAUUAUAAGAUGCCGACAUUCCAAAUUGAGAAGUUCGAUGACUACACGCAUCAAGACCCGGUCCUCUGGUGGGAAGGCUUUUCGAUGCAACUGCGGAUUCUGUCCGUCGCCAAGCACGCGUACAUCGGCGCCCUGUUUCUCAACUCAAAGGGCGGAUGCCAGACCUGGUUAAGCCACCUGGCAUCCACCCACGGCGUCGACGUCGCAGAUCUGAAAGACAAGAUCUCAUGGGAAGAGUUAACACGGCUAUGGAAGAAGCGGUUCAUCGUGGACGACGCACCUGCACUCGCCAUCAACCGUCUCUUCGACAUGACACAAGGCAACACAGCAACACGUGACUGGCUCACGAAAUGGUCAUGUGUUGCAUUGAGCCUUGCACUUGGUGAUCACGAGCAAUAUGCAACCUUCGCUGAAAUCAUUGACAAGGCGAGGGAGAUCAUCAAGACCAACAGGGCGGCUGCACACGAGAAGUCAACAUGGCAGCCAACCUAUGUGGAGAAGGUGAGAACUGGUCCGCGACCGCAGCAUGUCGCUGCAGUCCAAUCGGACAACAUUGUGGAAGACCCGGCAGCCACCCAAGCGUCACGUGAGGGAGAUCAGGUGGCUGCUGUCCAGCCGCGAAGCAACAACAAAUCCCGAGGAAACAAGAAUGCGAAAACCGCAUUGCCGGCCGGAAACGGACAGCCAACACCAUGGGUCAAGUUUAACUUGACCGAGGCCGAGUACAAGUACCGCGGCCGAGGUGAGGUGACUCCACCUCUCACUCCGCCAGAUUCGGCCGCCUUGCUAGCGGCCUCCUACACAUCUGGGGAGGAUGCGCAUGUCGCAAGUCCUCGGUUCACUUACGAGGAUUUCAUCCCCGGGGUUUUAUCCCCAUCGGCAACCGAUUCGGCAGCUUCGCCGUCAUCUACCGCCGGGGAUUCAACGUCAUGGUCAAGACUUGAAGAGCUCGACCCGUUGACUUUUGCAAACGUCCAAUUGAUGCCCCUUCCCCGGUCCGGUCGAUUGUCGAAACCGCAUUGCAACGUGCUCAUGGCACAAUUGCGGAAUUACUUGCACACUGCAGUACCAACUCCGUUAAUGGACACCGGAGUAGAGGUUGUCGACCUUCACGCCUACAUUGUGAAGAUCGACCGCGAGUUCAAGACACAACGGUACGACGAUAUCGGCGCACCAUUGUUAUAUAUACGCAUUCAGAUCGGAGAGGCGACCUGCAGCGCUUUGAUUGAUUGCGGAGCAUCUCGCAACUACAUGAGCGAGGACUUUAUGGUACGCGCCGGCCUUGGCCCACGCGUCCGGAGAAAGUCCCAACCGACGCAAGUCACAUUGGCGGACGGUCACACGCACAAGUCAAUGGACCGGUGCAUUGAUGACGUCCCCGCGUACUUUGUCCCGCACGCGAGCGAGGCGGUGUCCUUCGAUAUUUUGGACACCGAAUUCGACAUGAUCUUGGGCAUGUCAUGGCUGCGAAGCGAGGAUCACCUGGUGAACUUCUACCGCCGCACCGUUCACGUUCGUGAUCGGAACAGAGUAAUAGUCCCAUGCACGGUAGCUCCUCCUCACCCUUCAAUCAACUGUCACGUGGUGUCCGCCGCAAGCAUGCGAGCUUCCAUCAUCAGAGACGACAUCAAGGAGAUGGGGGUGUGUUUUCUCCACGCCCUCCCGCCCCAUGACGCUUCAUCGACGGACUCAUCUUCGGACCCACGCAUCACCGAGCUUCUCGACGCCUACGGCGACGUGUUCGAAGGCCCGCACAGAGUAGUACCGGAUCGGCCCAUCCGCCACGAGAUCAUCCCCGAGGACAGGGUCGUACCUCCGCGCGGUUGCAUCUACCAAAUGAGCGAGGAAGAGUUAAGUGUGCUUCAAGCACAACUCGACGACCUUCUGGAGAAAGGCUGGAUUCGGCCUAGCUCAUCGCCAUAUGGUGCUCCUGUUCUCUUCGUCCGGAAGAAGAACAAGGAUUUGCAGUUGUGCAUCGAUUAUCGCAAGCUCAACGCGCAAACGAUCAGAAACGCCGACCCUCUACCACGCAUCGACGACCUUCUCGAACGAUUGGGCGGCGCCAAGUUCUUCUCCAAGCUGGACCUCAAGUCGGGAUAUCACCAACUUGAGAUUCGGAAGGAGGACCGCUACAAGACCGCGUUUAAGUCGCGAUAUGGACAUUUCGAAUGGCUGGUUAUGCCAUUUGGCCUUACGAAUGCCCCGACCACUUUCCAAGCGGCUAUGACAACGGAGUUCCGACACAUGCUGGAUCGAUUCGUACUUAUCUACCUCGACGACAUCCUGGUGUACAGUCGGAGUUUGGACGAGCAUGUGGAACACCUACGCACCAUUUUGGAGCGGCUACGACAAGCCAAGUACAAAGCCAACCGCGACAAAUGCGAAUUCGCGCGGCAGGAGAUGCCUCCCAUCAACUCGCUUGAUGAUGCAAGGAAGAAGGAGCUGCUCGCGUUCGUGAUGGCUCUCAAGCGAUGGUGGAAGUUCCUCCUUGGGCGUCGUAGGUUCACAUGGGUUAUGAACAACAACCCAUUGACUUACUACAAGACGCAGGAUACGGUGAGCAGCACGAUCGGACGAUGGCUGUACUUCAUCGACCAAUUUGACUUCACACCAAAACAUCUUCCCGGCCUCUCCAAUCGCGCAGCAGAUGCAUUCUCGCGAAGACCCGAUCUUUGCGCUAUGACACAUCAUGCCUUCGCAUUCUACGAGGAACUUCAGCGACACUUCAUCCGGGGAUAUGAGUCGGAUCCGGACUUUGCCACGUUGUAUGCGCAGCUAUCUUCGGAUCACCCGCCGGCCAGCCACUAUCGCAUUGCCGACGGGUACUUGCUCCUCCACUCGAGAGGCAAGGACUUAUUGUGUGUCCCACGAGACCGUCGUCUUCGGACUCGCCUUCUCGAUGAGUAUCAUGACUCGCGACUCGCCGGCCAUUUCGGAGUCAACCGCACCAUUGCACGGCUUCGACAACGAUUCCGAUGGCCCGACCUCAUUACCGAUGUCACUCGGUAUUGCGACUCUUGCGAAGUUUGCCGAUGAAGCAAGCCCCGCGAUCGCAACCCCUACG